AGAGUCCCACAACUAAAAUUUCAAAGCCAUGGAGGCACUAAGACUCUUCAUACUCUUCCUUCUUCUAUCAUCAAUAACAAUUAUCGUUGGAGCAUUCAGGGCUGAUGACAUGAUUGAUGAAGACGAGGACUUGAGCAACUUCGAUGAUUUUCUAACCCCUGAUUUUGGAGGAUCCAAGCCUUUGAUACGACUAAGUGGCCGCUCCCUUGCUCAGCAAAAACUUCCGGGAAAUUAUACCUGUGACGUAUAUCCAAGAGUUUGUCGUCUGAAGGGCAGUGCUGGACCAGAUUGCUGCUACAAGAAAUGUGUCAAUGUGAAGACUGAUAGCUUGAACUGUUUUAUGUGUGGCCAUAAGUGCAAAUCUGGUGAAAUCUGCUGCAAUGGAAAAUGCAGGAGCACGGUAUCCGAUAAGAAUAAUUGUGGUGGAUGCAACAUCAAGUGCAAACCUGGUGAAAUCUGCUGCAAUGGAAAAUGCAGGAGCAUGGUAUCCGAUAAGAAUAAUUGUGGUGGAUGCAACAUCAAGUGCAAACCUGGUGAAAUCUGUUGCAAUGGAAAAUGCAAGAACACAUCAAACGAUAAGAAUAAUUGUGGUGGAUGCAACAUCAAGUGCAAAUCUGGUGAAAUCUGCUGCAAUCGAAAAUGCAAGAACAAGUUGAACGAUACUAUAAAUUGUGGUGGAUGCAACAUCAAGUGCAAAUUUGGUGAAAACUGCUGCAACGGAAAAUGCAAGAAUACAUUGUACGAUAAGAAUAACUGCGGCGGAUGCAACGUCAAAUGCAAACCUGGUGAUCGCUGUGAUUAUGGGUUCUGCGGUUAUGCAUAAAAUUUUUGGUUACAAAGGCUCAAUCAAUACUUAUACUUUUUCAUUGUUUCUUCAUACUGAAUUUCCCUCUUUUCAUUUUGAUUACAAUUACAAAUUCUGUGAGAGCUAUGUAACAUAUAAUUACUUUUAAAAAUGCUUUGUUGUUAAUCACUUCUUACGUGAAUUCCAGUCUGGAGGGUGAGAGUGAUG
This is a messenger RNA of Coffea arabica (coffee), 1012 nucleotides long. RefSeq lists its product as uncharacterized. NCBI's taxonomy places the organism in Eukaryota, Viridiplantae, Streptophyta, Magnoliopsida, Gentianales, Rubiaceae. The record is from RefSeq and is a predicted model, not a curated record.